AUGUCAUAAAAACAUAUUAUGAUCAAUUGAAAGAGAUUUUUCUAUUCUUCUCAAGUGCCGCUCUAAAGAACUGAUCAGUGGUGGGAGAAUGAUUUUGACCAUGCAGGGUAUAAAAAGUGAAAACCCCAUUUUUUAUAUUUGGGAGCUCUUAAUUUUAGCCAUUAAUGAUCUAGUUGCAGAGGGUCUUAUUGAAGAAGAGAAAUUAAAUUCGUUUAAUUUUCCUCUAUACCUACCAACUCUAGCAGAAAUAAAAUUCCUAAUUGAGAAGGAUGCUUCCUUCACUAUUGAUUGCUUGGAGGCUUCCCAAAUUCAUUGGACUGGAUAUAUUGGAAUGGAUGAUAAUGAUGAUGAGGAUAUUAAUAGUGCAGGGAACAAUGUUGCCAUGUGCAUGAGAGCUGGUCUUGAGCCUAUGCUCGUUAGCCACUUUGGUGAAGGAAUAAUUGAUGAAUUGUUCCACAGGUACAGCAACAAGAUUGCUCAUUCCAUGUCCACCUAUCCGGAGAAAGCAAAGUUCACUAGUGUUACUGUCUCCAUGCUCAUCGAUCUCUUCAUCAAAUUCGAAUCAUGCCGGCACCGCCUUCUUUAUUCGAAAAAAGCAACGCGGUGGUCACAUCCAAAGAAGGCGAAGGGGCAGUCACCUUCUUCAGAUCUGAAGAAGGUUACACGACAGCUACCUUCUUCUGUCUAG
This is a messenger RNA of Ipomoea nil (Japanese morning glory), 688 nucleotides long. RefSeq names its product salicylate carboxymethyltransferase-like. NCBI's taxonomy places the organism in Eukaryota, Viridiplantae, Streptophyta, Magnoliopsida, Solanales, Convolvulaceae. The record is from RefSeq and is a predicted model, not a curated record. Bases 89 to 688 code for a protein of 199 amino acids. Gene Ontology annotation, biological process: methylation. The transcript has 3 exons. Gene Ontology annotation, molecular function: S-adenosylmethionine-dependent methyltransferase activity.